Ahaetulla prasina is the source of this 2427-nucleotide messenger RNA. Its product is annotated as vomeronasal type-2 receptor 26-like. Lineage: Eukaryota; Metazoa; Chordata; Lepidosauria; Squamata; Colubridae. Gene Ontology annotation, molecular function: G protein-coupled receptor activity. Bases 1 to 2427 code for a protein of 808 amino acids. Gene Ontology annotation, cellular component: membrane. The transcript has 6 exons. Gene Ontology annotation, biological process: G protein-coupled receptor signaling pathway. The record is from RefSeq and is a predicted model, not a curated record.
AUGUUGCUCCUUCUAGUGUUUCUGGCGAAGAAAAUAGUGACUCUGACCUGCCCUGCAAGUGAUGCUUUCCGUGUUCCACAUGAAUGGUACCAACCUGGUGACCUCAUCAUUGGUGGGAUAGUGUCCCACACUUAUUACAACCUUCAUGAAAUUAAGUUUAAGGAAUAUCCUUAUAAAACAUCUUAUGACACACCAAAUGUAAUAAUCAAAUUCUACCAGCACAUCCUUGCCUUGGUUUUUGCUGUGAAGGAGAUCAAUGAGGACUCCAGGAUCUUACCUAAUGUCACACUUGGGUUCCACAUCUAUGACAGUUACUGCAAUUCAAGGAUGACCUAUCGCACCACUCUGGAUCUGCUUUUUAAAUCCCAGGAAUUUGUCCCUAACUACAAGUGUGAUAGCAAGAAGAAUCUCAUGGCUAUCAUUGGAGGAUUGGAUUUUGUCACAUCAUUUUAUAUAGCUGAAAUUACAGGUUUCUUCAAGAUUACACAAAAAAUGGGGCCUUUACUUUCAGAAAACGGAAUCUGCACAGCGUUUAUGGAAAGCCUUGAUCAACAAGUCCACUUGGAAAGAUUACCAGAAUUGUAUCAAACAAUCUCCAUUAUUUCCUUUAAUAUGAUGAAUAGCAAAGCCAAUGUGUUUCUUGUCUAUGGAGAAGCCGGGACCAUUAUAUGGCUAAGAUUUAUAACAUUUCUGGUAGAUCCUGAAAGCAAGGAAACUGCAUUAUUAAGAAAGGUGUGGAUCAUGACUGCACAAAUUGAUUUUGUAUUACCAGGCACUCAUAUCAGAUGGGAUCUGAAGAUGUACAAUGGGGCUCUUUCCUUCACUGUUCACUCAAUAGAAGUUGUAGGUUUCAAGGAAUUUCUUCAGACCACAAAUCUUCUUUCAGACUACAGAGAUGGGUUUUGGCAGAAUGUUUGGGAACAAUCAUUUGAUUGUUCCUUUCCAAAACCAGAAUUACAAGAAACAGACAGUAGACUGUGCACUGAGGAGAUGAAGCUGGAGGAUCUUCCUGGGACUGUGUUUGAAAUGGAAAUGACUGGGCACAGCUACAGUGUCUACAAUGCUGUUUAUGCUGUGGCUCAUGCUUUGCAGGCUCUACACAUGUUGGGUUUCAAUAGGAAGAAAACUAUGAUGGGUAAAAAGACUGAUCUUCCACAUCUGCAGGCUUGGCAGCUCCAUUCAUUUCUUCAAGGCAUUUCUUUCAACAAUUCAGCUGGGGAGAGAGUGUUCCUGAAUGAGAAAGGAGAAGCAACAGGUGGAUUUGACAUCACCAACUUGAUCACUUUUUCAAAUAGAUCCCUUCAGAGAGUUAGAGUUGGAAAGCUGGAUCUACAGGCUCCGAAAGGAAAGGAAUUAUUCAUUGAUGAAGCUGUGAUUUUCUGGAACCCAAAUUUUAACCAGGUUCCUCCACUUUCUCGAUGCAAUGACCCUUGUUUCCCUGGAUCCUGGAAGAAAGGGAUUGAGGGGGAUCAGUUCUGCUGCUAUGACUGCGUUCCCUGCCCAGAAGGGAAGAUUUCAAAUCAAAAUGAUAUGGAAGAUUGCUUUGAAUGUUCAGAAGAUCAUUAUCCAAAUAAAGAACAGAAAGGUUGUAUCCUGAAAUUUCUGGUCUUUCUAACUUUUAAAGAAGCCUUAGGAACUGGUUUAUCGUCAGCAGCUCUUGGUUUCUUCUUCUUGACAUCUUGGAUACUUGGAACUUUUAUUAAGCACAGAGAUACUCCCAUUGUCAAAGCCAAUAAUCGGUCCCUCACCUACAUCCUGCUUGUCUCUCUUCAGUUCUGUUUUCUCUCCUCUUUGCUCUUUCUCAGCCAACCUGGCAAAGUGACCUGCCUUCUCCGACAAUCAACUUUUGGCAUCACCUUCUCGGUGGCCAUUUCUAGUGUACUGGCCAAAACCAUCACUGUGGUUGUGGCUUUCAUGGCCACUAAACCAGGAUCUCAGAUUAGGAAAUGGGUGGGGAAGAGAUUGGCCUUUUCUAUUGUCCUUUCUUGCUCUCUCAUCCAAGCAGGUAUUUGUAUUCUUUGGUUGUCAACAUCACCUCCAUUCCCUGAGUUGGACAUGCACUCAGAGCUCCAAGAAAUGAUUUUACAAUGCAAUGAGGGGUCAGUUUUCUUCUUUUAUUGUGUCUUGGGCUACAUGGGCAUCUUGGCCAUUGCUAGCUUUAUUGUGGCUUUUCUUGCCCGCAAAUUACCUGACAGCUUUAAUGAAGCCAAGUUCAUCACCUUCAGCAUGUUGGCCUUUUGCAGUGUGUGGAUCUCCUUCUUUCCAGCCUAUCUGAGCACAAAAGGCAAAGCCACAGUAGCUGUGGAGGUCUUCUCCAUCUUGUCCUCCAGUGCUGCAUUACUGGGAUGCAUAUUCCUCCCAAAAUGCUACAUCAUUGUUUUCCGGCCUGACCUGAACCACAGGGACCAACUCACAAAGAGAAAUUAG